AGCUGUGUAUUUCUUUCUCAUAGACAAUACUGCGACUCGCGACUGCCCAGCCAUGGUGGCUGUUGCCAACGUCAAGGAAGUCCUCGGGGAGAGCCUCAGCUUCUAUGUCUCAGAAUGGUUCAAACCAGACUACGUUCAUCCCUUCAUGAACAUCGAUGCCACGGUGGUGCCGGAUAGUGUGAAGCCCAUCCCGCCGCAGUGGGUCAACGAUGUGGAGCUGGAUGAGUUCGGGGCCGAGAUGGGGGACGUCAUUGGCGAAGGGCCCAUCCUGUCCUGGAGCCCCGAGGAGCGCAAGCAGCGCUUCCUCGCGGCGCUGCGGCGGCUAGACCUCUCCGAGGAAGCGCUUGCUUCGAAGCGCAUCAGCGCGAUGGGCAAGUCCGAGCUGGGCCACGAAAAGAAGCGGGUGAAGGCGGAGUUGAAGCGAUACGACACGGACUGGAAGAAGCAGUUCAAAGUGCUGCCGAAUCACUCCCAGAAAGAGGUCAUGAGACCUCUGUACUUGUAUUACAGGAAGCUGAAGAAUCAGCUCGCUAGCGCAGACUCGGGCGGCCGAGACCAAGAAAGCGACGAUGACAUGAUGAGCAGGGGUGGGCCUGAUAGCGCGCGUUCGACCAAGAAGUCCUCUAGAGAGAAGGCUGAGCAGCAAAUUGCACAGCUGGAGGCUCGGGCGAACACGCUGCAGCAGGAGAAAGGUGCGAUCCGCACAAAGCUCAAGGAGUUCCAGGAGAAUUUCGUCCUGCAGCACCACCGGAAGAUCCGGUUUCACAAGGACAUCCUUCCCAUCGAGAAGGAAUACCGCAUGUACAAAACCAUCAAAGAGGAUCUACAAAAGGUGGAAGCUCAGCUGCGGAACCUGCGUGGGAAUACAGUCCUGUGAUGACUUGCGUGACUGCUACUUGCAGAGGCAUACAUGCCAAUGUCAAAUUCGUUUGGUGCUCCUAGCUUGCAGUACAGCCACUGUUGCGUGAAAUGCAGAGGGACGCUCCAAGCGCAACUGUCUCACCCAACCAUCCAGCAGGCGAGAAAGAAUAUGCGUGUGUGCGUGUGCAAGCCUCAAGAGCAACAAACAGUCACGCUGCAGACUGAGAGCCACUAUACUGAGAACCCGUGUUUGUAAAUUCUAUCCAAGCCG
Effrenium voratum is the source of this 1132-nucleotide messenger RNA. The record is from the annotation of a GenBank genome assembly. NCBI's taxonomy places the organism in Eukaryota, Dinophyceae, Suessiales, Symbiodiniaceae.